AUGAGCAGCGGAGCGUGUGUGCGAGUCCUGCCGACCUCAGCCGGAUGGCGCCAGGUCACGUCCUCCUGCCGCAGACUCCCGGCCGGGCCGAGCUCUGAUCCCCGCAGAGGUCUGUCGUCACCGGGCAGUGGCACAGUGAAUGUGUUCAACAGGGAGAUGAAGAAGAGGCAGAAGAACUGGGCUGCGUCUCUGCAGGACAGCCACCAGUACGACUACCUGAGGGACGAGGUCAGCAGCCGAGUCGCUGAUCGGAUUUAUGACGUGGCAAGGACCUUUCCUCUGGCUUUGGACAUCGGCGCUGGGAAAAGUCACAUUGCAGGCCAUCUAAGCAAGGAGAUGGUGGAGCGCUUGUUCCUGACCGACAUCUCGGAGGCGAGUCUGAAGCAGAGAAAGCUGAGUGAGAUCCCAACUCACUGUGUUCUGGCUGACGAGGAGUUUCUGCCCUUUAAAGAAAACACCUUCGACCUGGUGGUGAGCAGCUUGAGCCUGCACUGGAUAAACGACCUGCCUGGGGCUCUCAGACAGAUCCACCAGGUGCUGAAGCCGGACGGGGUAUUCAUCGGGGCCAUGGUGGGUGGGGAGACCUUGUACGAGCUGCGCUGUUCCCUCCAGCUCGCUGAGACCGAGAGGGAGGGAGGAUUCUCCCCCCACAUCUCCCCCUACACGGCUGUGACCGACCUGGGCAACCUGCUGGGCCAGGCCGGCUUCAGCAUGCUCACUGUGGAUGUCGACGAUGUUCAGGUUCACUAUCCAGGGAUCAUGGAAGUCAUGACCGAUUUACAAGAGAUGAACGGGAAUGAGGACGGCUCCAUCCCCGCCACCUUCCAGAUCCUCUACAUGAUUGGCUGGAAGCCUCACGAGUCACAGGCCAAACCAGCGAAGCGAGGCUCAGCCACCGUGUCGUUCGUGGAUUUGUCAAAGAUCGGCCAGCCGAGCCACUCACACCAGUCAUAGAGCCACUUCGCUGAACACUGGAAGGACUGUAUCCAAGGCUGGGCGUCAGUUUAUUAGGUACGCCUGGCUGAAACAAAGUCUUACUCGGAGGGGAACAGGAAGGAUGUGGUCUGCUGCUGGACUGCACUGGUAUUUAGCCUGUAGAUAUAAAUGGGGUGGACAAAAUAACAAACACCUGUCAGUGUAGGAACAGUUGAAGCAGCCUCCAUCCUGAUCCCACAGGAGAAUCAAUACCUCAGAGACUGAUCACCACCACCCGAAGGAGGAUUUACUGCAGGACUGUUGGGUCAGAAUCAUGCAGUUUGUCAAGGGGGUUCCUAAUAAACUGACCACUGAGUGUAACCGCUGUGUUGUAACGUUCCCUGGAAUAAAGCUGAGCAAACAAA
Monopterus albus (swamp eel) is the source of this 1340-nucleotide messenger RNA. It is a transcript of the gene ndufaf5, whose product is annotated as NADH:ubiquinone oxidoreductase complex assembly factor 5. Lineage: Eukaryota; Metazoa; Chordata; Actinopteri; Synbranchiformes; Synbranchidae. The record is from RefSeq and is a predicted model, not a curated record. Gene Ontology annotation, molecular function: S-adenosylmethionine-dependent methyltransferase activity. Gene Ontology annotation, cellular component: mitochondrion. Bases 1 to 954 code for a protein of 317 amino acids. The transcript is spliced from 11 exons. Gene Ontology annotation, biological process: mitochondrial respiratory chain complex I assembly.